UUUUUUUACCAGAAUGUCAUACCCGGGUUAUCCCCCUUCUGGCGGCUACCCUGCUUUUCCUGGUUAUCCUCCGACGGGACAAGAGUCUGUCUAUCCGCCAGCUGGUCAGUACUCCUAUCCCCCUGCUCCUGGAGGAUACCCUCCGGCAGGAGGAGGGACCUAUCCUGCAGCACCACCCAGUACUGGGUACCCAGGGGCAGCAGGAUACCCUGCCCCAGGGGGCUAUCCUGCACCUGGAGGCUACCCUGGAGCUCCCCAGGCUGGAGGAAUGCCACCUUAUCCUGGAGCUCCUACAGGCCCUGGGUUUGGUGUGCCUCCUGCUGGCCCUGCCUUUGGUGGCUAUCCACAGCCUCCUGCCCAAAGCUAUGCUGGAGGUGGACCAGCACAAAUUCCAGUAGGAUAUUCUGGUGGACAAGCACCAUCACCAAUGCCUGGUCCGCCUGCAGCAGUGGUUCAGUGUACCCAGGGCACAAUUCAAGCUGCUCCAAACUUUGAUGCUGGAAGGGACGCAGAAAUUCUACGCAAAGCUAUGAAGGGGUUUGGAACUGAUGAGCAGGCUAUCAUCAAUGUUGUUGCUAACCGCUCCAAUGAUCAAAGGCAAAAAAUCAAGGCAGCUUUCAAGACUAUGUAUGGCAAGGAUUUAAUUAAAGAUCUGAAGUCUGAGUUAAGUGGAAAUGUGGAAGAGUUGAUUCUAGCACUCUUCAUGCCUAGCACCUACUACGAUGCCUGGAGUUUACGUCAUGCAAUGAAGGGAGCAGGCACUCAGGAGAGAGUGCUGAUUGAGAUCCUUUGCACAAGGACAAACCAGGAAAUACGAGAAAUAGUGAACUGCUAUAAAUCAGAAUUUGGAAGGGACAUCGAACAAGACAUCAGAGCAGACACUUCAGGACACUUUGAACGAUUACUAAUAUCUAUGUGCCAAGGUAAUCGGGAUGAGAAUCAAACUGUGGAUUAUCAAAAAGCUCAAGAAGAUGCUCAGCGUCUGUACCAAGCAGGUGAAGGAAAACUUGGGACUGAUGAAUCUUGCUUUAAUAUGGUUCUGGCAAGCAGAAGUUUUCCCCAACUGAAAGCAACAGUUGAGGCAUACUCCAGGAUUGCUAAUCGUGAUUUAUUAAGCAGCAUUGACCGAGAAUUUUCUGGAAACGUGGAGCGUGGUUUGAAGACCAUUUUGCAAUGUGCUUUAAAUCGCCCAGCCUUUUUUGCAGAAAGACUUUACUAUUCUAUGAAAGGAGCUGGCACAGAUGAUUCUACCCUCAUCAGAAUUAUAGUCACUCGCAGCGAGAUUGACCUUGUGCAAAUUAAACAGAUGUUCACGCAAAUGUAUCAGAAGACUUUGGCUACAAUGAUAGCGAGUGACACAAGCGGUGAUUACAGGCGUUUGCUGCUGGCAAUUGUUGGUCAAUAGAAGAUUACCCGUUUUUUUGUUUUCUUUUUUAAAAACAAACUGAAGGACAUGUAACAUGCUUUAUGCACACACUGACUAUCCUUGCGUGUAAAAGAAUAAUUUUAAACUUUGUAUAAUCAAAUAUGCCUUCGUGAUGAUCCAGUCAGCUUGUUGCACUUCUAAUUGCCUUAAUUUACAGCACAUAAUAGUCUUUAUUGUAUAAUAAAAUAUAUAUCUUGUCUAUUAGCCCCUAAGUCGUAGUCCUUUUGACCCAGAUAAACCCACCUCCCCUCUGCCAGACUCCUGCAAGAUUAAACUGUUUGUCUCAGCCGAAUCUCCAGCACUCAACAAGUUUCUUGAAAUACCUAAACUUAACUGCUGAGCUAACUGCGGAUGACAAAAAAACGCCUGAGCCUGUGACGUAAAGCAUUUCACUCUCCCCUCCCCCCUUUAAUGUCUUUCCAUCGUGAUGUGGAAAAACAUGCAGGUGCUCAGUUUAAGUCACAUUACGCUGACAGUUUAAGGACCUUGGCAGAAUCUGACUGUAGUCCCCUAUUUAAUUUCUCAAAUUAUUUACCGUUAGUGGUCUGUUACCAUUGUGCUUAAGGCAGCAACGCAAAGGAGAAACCAUCUCGGACCUAAUUGUGAAGCAUCACCUUGUAAAGGAGCGGGCUAUACAGCAAACUCUAACGCUACAGAACACGUGUAAAUCCAAACUGAAAGCGACUGUGGCCUAGACAAUAUAAGUGACUGUGUGGAUGUUUUCAGUGGAUUUAAAAAGAAGAGCUUUGAAUAGCACAUGUGGCUUUUUAGGAAGCCACAGUCGAUCUGUUGGCAGCCGUAAACUUAACAGAAGCUUCAAGUCCAGGAUGUGCUUCCCAACAUCUCUAAGCAACGCUUCACCAAAUAACAACUGUAUUAUAGGACACCCUCACACAAACGGCAAACCCAUACAGCAAACCUUUCACUCUUGCAGAGCAUGUAUGUAAAACAUAUUGCAAAACAGUAACAGAUACCAAGUUUACCAUACCGAAACAGCUUCAGUAUUUCACUUACCUCAAUGUUCUGCAGCCUACAUCUGACUUUAAACUUUUUCUGAUACUAAACUGUGAAAUACAGUUCAGUUUAAAAUUCCUGGGUCGGAGUAAAAUGAAUUAUUUCAAAUACAAACAACAGAUGGAAACUGAUUUGGGGAGACUUAGACAUUCCACUCUGCAUUACUGUGGUCAUCCUUGGUACAAGUAUCCACUGAGAGAGACCUAUCAAUAGCUUUCCAAGCUUGACCAAGAUUCUCAUAAGCUUUGGCUCUUGUUUGUUUGCUCUUGAGCAAACUUCCUUACAAAUAAAGCAUUUAAUACUUAAAGCGUAUCAGUGCAUCUGUAUCUUUUCACGUGACUAAAAAACUCCCCGCCAUUUCAGCUGUCAUUCAAAGCAGAAUAUCGAUUAAGUCUGGCUCAUACAUACUACUACUACUACUACAAGAAAAAGAACAGAGCGUAGGGUUCCGUGUCCUAAUAGCAUUCACCUGUUCUGCGGCAAAAAGUGAUUUGCGUGACAUACUAGUAACAAAGAAUUGUUAAAUGGGUAACAAGAACAGAGUGACCGAUAGUGACAUUGGAGCAAAAAAUAGGCAAGGAAAGAACGAACAAGCUACCAUUUGUCCUGCCUCUGAAAAAGCUUUGUUUUUCUAUGUAACAAAUGUAAUGGCGUUUCAAGGUUAAACAUUAGAAAAAAUAAAGCUGUUUAUGAGACCAUUCCUCUCAAAAAGUGUUCAGACUCAAAUUGGAAGGGACUCUCAGAGAAAACCAGCCCCAGUCCCAGCCAUUUGUCUUUUUUGCUAGCGAGGCCGAUCUUCGUAAUUCAACAGAUACGACUGCAGCAAUUUUUCCAUUUCACAACUGGGAUUUACUAAGCUUUGAAAGGAAAGCUGUUGUUUAUCACUAUCAAUAAUUUUGGGUGGUGAAGCUGUGUGUUUGCCCUGAGACUAAACACAGGUGGGCUCUGGGAACUCGGCCGGUCUUCCCUGUUUGGCCCACCAGGUCGCAGCAAGUUUCCCGACAGCACAAGCCCCUGCUUUACUAUCAGCCCCCAAACACCUUGCUCGAGCACAUUCCAUGCUUCUGCUCCUCAGUUUGACCGAAAUGCAUUUACACUUCUCAGAACAGUCAGAACCCCAGCCUGCCUCUGCACACUCCUCUCCCCGCGGAGCAGAGCACCACAGAGGACAGCGUGAUCCCAGCAGUGCGGGAAGCAGUGCCCCACGCCCCAGGGUGGCUCAUGCCCCGGGACCCCCAGGGCAGGGCAGGGAAGCUCCAACUCAGACCAGGAACUGACCACGCCUCUCACAGCUUUUGCUCCGUGUCCUUCAGCUGGUGGAGUGAUUUCCAGCCUUCUCCCCUCCCUACCCAAGAACAGCCUAAGGACACACAGAUUUCCACCCCCCCUUCCCCCCAAACACUGAAAGCAAAAAACAAGCAAUGCAGACUACUUACAGUUUU
Messenger RNA from Egretta garzetta (little egret), 3882 nucleotides. It is a transcript of the gene ANXA7, whose product is annotated as annexin A7. The transcript has 12 exons. The record is from RefSeq and is a predicted model, not a curated record. Lineage: Eukaryota; Metazoa; Chordata; Aves; Pelecaniformes; Ardeidae. Bases 14 to 1405 code for a protein of 463 amino acids. Gene Ontology annotation, cellular component: cytoplasm. Gene Ontology annotation, molecular function: calcium ion binding; calcium-dependent phospholipid binding.